Messenger RNA from Cooperia oncophora, 825 nucleotides. NCBI's taxonomy places the organism in Eukaryota, Metazoa, Nematoda, Chromadorea, Rhabditida, Trichostrongylidae. The record is from the annotation of a GenBank genome assembly.
AUGGGUCAGAUGGAACCAUCGACAAACUCCGACUCGACCUCAACGGCAGUGAAACUCAAGCAACAAAUAUCGCUAUUCAAUGGAUGUACGAUCAUUGUUGGGGGUGUACUUCAAGAAGGUGGAAGCGUCGGAGUAUCCCUGGUUGUGUGGGUGCUAUCCGGGAUAUUCUCGAUGUUGGGAGCGUUGUGCUAUGCCGAACUUGGCACUACCAUACCAAAAAGUGGUGGAGACUAUGCCUACAUUUUCGAGGCUUUUGGCCCAAUGCCAGCAUUUCUGUUCCUCUGGAUGGCACUAAUUAUCAUCAAUCCAACGUCAAAUGCCAUCAUUGCUCUCACUUUUGCCAACUACGCGCUGAAGCCGUUCUUCCCCAAUUGCGCAGUGCCUCCACUUGCUGUGGAUUUGCUGGCCGCGUCUACAAUAGGUAAUACUGAAUACUUUCAAAUGCCUGACGUGCUCAGUGGAAGCCAAACUAAAGUUUCCUCACUGACUUUGGCUUUCUACUCGGGCGUUUUUUCGUUCUCCGGUUAUAGCUAUUUGAAUUUCGUCACAGAAGAGCUCAAGGAGCCCUACAGAAAUUUACCUCGAGCAAUCUACAUAUCAUUGCCAGUGGUAACCCUGAUAUAUAUACUUGUAAAUAUGGCGUACUUUGCUGUACUUUCCGUUGAUGAGAUCCUCGAAUCGGAUGCGGUUGCGGUAACGUUCGCUGGGAAGGUAAUGGGACCGUUUGCUCCUCUGAUGCCAUUUUUUGUCGCCUGCUCAUGCUUUGGAAGUCUGAACGGCAUUCUGUUCACUUCGUCACGAAUGUUUUUUGCUGGUGCACGGUGA